AUGUCUGUCGCUCUAGCAGCGCACGAGGACGCGAGGCAACUGGUCCGACUGCUGCAGUGCACGCAGUGCUCCAGGCCAUUCAGGAAUGCAGUCACCCUGCCCUGUGGCAACUCCCUGUGCAGAGAGUGCUUGCCCGAGGCGCACGAGCGUGAGCACAUCUCAUAUCCAGACUUGCCAGGUCGUCGACAUGGCUUCGAGUGUCCUUUUGGAGACUGUGCCAUCGACCACCCGGCUUCCGACUGCAAUACCGACGUCAUCUUAACCAGACUGAUGGACUCCAUCUCGCAAGUCGUGGCCAGACACAGCUCCCCCGUGAACCAUGAGCCUAUUCUGACGAAUGAGGGAAUGCGAUAUGACGAGGUCGUCAGCUCUCACCCACCCGACGAACCGCAAACGCUACAGUAUUCUGGUGGAAGGCUUGUCGCCACAUUCUCCUUGGCAGCAAAAGGGAAGCUAAAACACGAUGCCGACCUGGCAUAUCAGAGCAAGACGAACGAUGUUGAAGCGGAGCGAGCCGCGGACGUCGGCCUCUUGCAAGACAUAUUCGAGGCGACGCAGAAGGAGGUGGAUUGCCAGGUAUGCUAUGGAAUGAUGCUGGAUCCCGUCACGACAUUCUGUGGCCAUACGCUGUGCCGCAAAUGUCUUGCGCGGGUUUUGGACCACUCUCUGCACUGUCCCGUUUGCAGGCGGAGCCUUGCGAUUCCACCAUCCCUGCUCAGACAACCUAGCAAUCAGACCCUAGUCAGUCUCCUGAACGGACUCUGUCCCGACAUGGUGGCUGCGAGAGCAGAUGCAGUCACGCAAGAAGAGCUUGGUUCGGACGGCCAUACGAAUGUUCCCUUGUUCGUCUGCACACUUGGCUUCCCGAACCAGCCAACGUUUCUGCGCAUCUUCGAGCCACGGUAUCGCCUGAUGCUCCGACGAGCAUUGGAAGGAAAUCGGCAGUUCGGAAUGCUUAUGUACAAUCGGUAUAACGAGCCUCAGGAGGAACUCGGAACCGUGCAUUUCUAUCAGUAUGGAACGAUGCUGGAAAUCGUGCACGCUCAGAUGAUGGCGGAUGGCACCAGUCUCAUCGAAACCCGUGGGCUGUACCGUUUCCGCGUCAAGUCGCAUACCACCUUCGACGGAUAUCUGAUCGGAAACGUGGAACGCAUGGAUGAUGUCAACCUCGCCGAGGAGGAGCGCAUCGAGGCGGAAGAAACAUCUUUAGCACCGGCCGGGGACGAAGCGGAGGAUGAUAUCACUGCUCAGAUCAAUCGCACGCCAACACAAGACCUGGUGGCUUUCGGCCGAGAAUUCAUUGCCAAGAUGCAAGGGCGGAGUGCGAAUUGGCUCCAGCAGAGAGUCCUCGAUGUCCACGGACAGCCUCCCGAAGACGCGGCGCUCUUCCCCUACUGGUUCGCGAGCGUGCUCCCUAUCAGCGAAGAGGAAAAGUACAAGCUCUUAGGCACGCGUACCGUGAGGGAGCGCUUGAAGAUCACAGCAAUCUGGAUUCGGAGAAUUGAGACUCAGCGAUGGUAA
Messenger RNA from Lecanosticta acicola, 1521 nucleotides. The record is from the annotation of a GenBank genome assembly. NCBI's taxonomy places the organism in Eukaryota, Fungi, Ascomycota, Dothideomycetes, Mycosphaerellales, Mycosphaerellaceae.